This is a messenger RNA of Hippoglossus stenolepis (Pacific halibut), 3509 nucleotides long. It is a transcript of the gene plpp3, whose product is annotated as phospholipid phosphatase 3. NCBI's taxonomy places the organism in Eukaryota, Metazoa, Chordata, Actinopteri, Pleuronectiformes, Pleuronectidae. The record is from RefSeq and is a predicted model, not a curated record. Gene Ontology annotation, molecular function: phosphatidate phosphatase activity. Bases 518 to 1456 code for a protein of 312 amino acids. The transcript is spliced from 7 exons. Gene Ontology annotation, biological process: phospholipid metabolic process; canonical Wnt signaling pathway; phospholipid dephosphorylation.
CCCUUGCAGACUGAGAAAGUUUUCCAUGCUGGGAUGGAGGUGAUUACCCACCGCUAGCUGUGGGAAGAGGGCUGAGCCUUUCAAGCUGCUGGGGGAACUUGAAGAGAGCAGGGGGAGGAGGAGGAGGAGGAGGAGAGGAAGGAUUGAUAUAACAAGAGCGUCUGUCUCUGCGCAAUCCUCACUCACUCCAAGUGUUUGAACCCAGAGCGAAACAGGGGAGCGGGCUUUCCAUUCAUCUGCAGCGCUGAGCAACUUUUCAUCUUUGAGUCUGUGGCGCGAGUCCGUUCACUUUAUCACACUCACUUAUUGACGUUAUCUAGAUUUUUCUUCACAGCUGAAAGACGAGACAACGAAGACGCACCAGCACAUCUGCUGCUUCCACGAGUCCUCCGAGUUGGGAAGUUUGUUUUCCCGCACACUUGCGUGACAUUUGCUUUAAGGACUCGAGAGCCUGUCAGAGUUCCUCCAGCUCCACCGCGUGGUGCGGGAGUUUUCAGCUGAUCCGGGGAGUUCUCCAAUGCAAAAGUACAUGUAUGAGAAAGCUAUGGCCCAAGAGACAAGGAACGGUGGAACCUCUACGUUAAAUAACAACAACGGCGUUGACAACAGCAAGAAGAAGCUGUUGAUAGCGCUCGACAUCUUCUGCCUUCUUCUUGCUAUGCUGCCGAGCCUGGUUCUGCACCGCAACUCGGUUCGACCCUACCAGAGGGGUCUGUACUGCAGUGACUCCAGCCUGAAUUACCCCUACAAGAACAGCACUGUUUCCUCCUCAGUGCUUACCGCUGUUGGGUUGACACUGCCCGUGGUGUCCAUUGUGAUUGGGGAAUGCUACAGGAUUCACCAGCUACAUGAGGGAACCAAGUCUUUCAUCGGGAAUCCCUACGUUGCCGCUCUCUAUAAACAGAUGGGCGUGUUUCUCUUCGGUUGUGCGGUCAGCCAGUCAUUCACAGACAUCGCCAAGGUGUCGGUGGGUCGCAUGAGACCCCACUUCAUAAAUGUGUGCAGGCCGGACUUCUCCACCAUCAACUGUUCACUGGGAUACAUCACCAACUACACCUGCACUGGUGACGCGAGUGAUGUUCAGGAGGCCAGGAAAUCCUUCUUCUCAGGACAUGCCUCUUUCUCAAUGUUCACCAUGCUCUACCUGGCUUUCUACCUCCAGUCCAGGUUUACAUGGCGUGGUGCUCGUCUCCUCCGCCCGUUGCUCCAGUUUACCCUGUUGAUGAUGGCGUUUUACACCGGCCUAUCACGCGUCUCCGACCACAAGCAUCACCCGACUGAUGUCCUGGCAGGCUUUGUGCAGGGAGCCCUGGUGGCCUACUGCAUAGUGUUCUAUGUGUCAGACCUGUUCAAGCACAGGGUAAAGCCGGCCACGCCCCCACCAUCCCCAAUCAAGAAGGAGCUGCUGCCUUCGUCCGACAUCAUCGAGAGGAACAAUCACCACAACAUGGUGUGAGAGAGGCCACACCUCUUUUCCUGUGACCGAGGAGCCAAUAACAGCGCUGCUCGCCUCCCAUCGGACAGUAGAAUGUAGCGACGAGAGACUGUAGCUGCUUCUCAAAUGGCACCCUCCUCCUCCACCCUUUUUUGUAGUGCCCGGCCAGGCACUUUGUGGACUAGGGUGUCAGAUUUGAGAAUUGCACAGCAGAGUCCACUCUCACUAUCCAGACUUGUUAUUUUCUUUUACGUUAACUACUAAACAACAUUUGAGCCCAUUGUUUUUGAGCAAAAACUGAAAAGAAUUGGAAGCUAAAAGACAAAAUUAAUUAAGAAAUUGAUGACUUGACAGACAGAGCUGAGGGUGUGGAGGUUUGAUAGAAGUGUAACCACCUGAAGGUAAAAACACUUAUGAAGAAAAUGAAGAAAAGAGACAAGAUGAAAAAAAAAGACAAACCCCCUGCCCAGGGAGGGAGGGAGUUUCAGCGACGCCUCCUCUCUGAACUCUCUGUGGCCUCGGAACGCCGUUGGACAACAACUUCCUUUGCUACGGGAAGGAUAUUACUGCAAUAACUAGCAGCAUAGAAAUAUUAACAUUAUAGAAAAGUAUAACUUAUAGCACUGUUUUUAAGUCCAUUGUCCGUUAUCACCACUUGCUGCCUGAGAUGUCUGACUGAAAGAAAGUUUGACGAUGCUGAAUAUCCACGAGACAGAUAUACUGACUCCUUAAAGCCAACCGAGCCCAGUGUGGUCCUCUCACAAGACCUCAUCCUCAGGCCGGACGAAGAGGCUUUCAUAACAAUAACUCCUCUGCCCCUGCAAAGAUCACACACUGAUCUCUUUAGGCCCAUACAACAUCUUUCAGAGCAGUUUCUUUUCAAAAGUUUGGAAAGUGGAGCCCUCCAACCUCAUGUCUCUGUCUCCUGAUUCAGCACGUCAGGCUUUUUAAGUAUCGGACUGUCAGUGCAGCCUAAACCCGGGAUGUUGCAUUUCUUGAGGGUUAGAUGUAGUAAAGCAGGGAUAUUUUCUGUGGAGGGAGGGAGACAGAUCUCACAGCAGCCCCCUUCCAGCACCUGUACAAGAGACGUGGCUGUGCCAUGCCUCUCUCUGGUGCUGGGGCCGUCUGUUGAGCCUCCUGAACGGGAGAGAGAAUGGGUGGGCACAGUGAAGGGGGAGGGGGGGUGCGGUCUGUCGCCGUAGAAAGAGGGUGAUGAUUUACAGCUAAGCUGGCACAUUAUUUUGGGUUGAUUUGGGCUCUUUCCGCUGGCAGGGAGGGGCCUCUCACCCACCCAAUCACUCGUUGGCAAUGGAUGUUUGUGUGUCAAUAUGUGUGUGUGUGUGUGUGUGUGUGUAUGUGUGUUUGUUUGUGUGGGUGUGUGUCCUUUAUAGGCUUGUGCUUGUGUGGGUACACUUGUACUUGUACAUGUACAUCUUGUGUUUGUGUGUGUAAAUAUGUUUGAGCGCUGUGCCCUGUGAAACCCCCUCUUGAUAAACAGUGUGUCGAAUGAAACACACACACUGUCAGCUGUGCCAAGUCUGUGUGUUUAUGUGUGUGUGUCUUUGUGCGUGUGCCACUGUGUGUCAGAGAGCGAGAGAGCAGGUGGACGUUAUACAAAAAAAACCUGUGGAUCUAAUAUUUUUAUUCAUAUCUUUAACCUUGUAUGUUUAUAGCCUGUCUCGUAUAAUCACUAACAGUUGUACAGAACCAGAAACAGACGCCCUUUUUAUUUUCAGCCUACUCAGACAUCCUCCUCCAACAACACACUCCGCCAUGUUGCACAUCUUUCUCAUCGUAUAGUCCGUCCUAUCAUUUCACAAAGCCGUUUCACUCUCUUUUUAUAAAUAUAUAAAUAAUGUAUAGAUGACUAAAAAUAACUCUGUAAGAUAUUUGUUUAACAUGUUUAGAUAUAUCCACUAUGAUUACAGACCUGUGUUCUUUACAAAAUGCUGCUUCAAAAGCAUCAAUUGACAGAUUUUUGUAUCUAAAUAACUAUUGUAGAUUGUUAUAGUUAUGUUUGUAAUAUGCAUUCAAAAAAAUACAUCCACAAUUGUAUUAAAAUUCAAUAUUAGUA